AUGCAGGGUGCAGACAUUAAUGUACUUGAAGCCAAAAUACAGAAAUAUUACGUCGCCAGUAAAUUGGACUUGAACACCUUCAUCCAGAAGAACCAGUGCGAAUGUUGGAACGAAUCAAACGACCACCCGAUGGUGAAUGCGCUCAGUUCCAGCGGUGGUCAUCUGGUGUUCGAUUGUGACGAACAGUUGAUCAUUUCGAUUACCUGCAAUCAGCUGGUCAAAAUCAGUGCCAUCAACACCAUCGAUGUCGAUAUGGCCGAAUCGCAAGUUUCGGUGCAGGAUCUGGUACUGGGGCAGAAGGAUCUUGUGUCGGGAUCGCCGAUUUCGUUGCACUUUGUUAAAUUUCAGAACGUGCAGGAUAUGCAGCUGUUCGUGAAGGAUAACCAUUCUGGUGACGAGACGACCAUUAUCGAUCAUUUGGCCUUCAUCGGGUCACCGAUUGCAACGACUAAGAUGGAUGACUUCCAGCGGGUGGCUGGGAAGAAGGGUGAAAGCCACUAG
Messenger RNA from Topomyia yanbarensis, 501 nucleotides. RefSeq names its product thioredoxin-like protein 1. The coding region runs from base 1 to 501 and encodes 166 amino acids. The record is from RefSeq and is a predicted model, not a curated record. NCBI's taxonomy places the organism in Eukaryota, Metazoa, Arthropoda, Insecta, Diptera, Culicidae. The transcript is spliced from 2 exons.